CUCGCACGGAUUCUCACAAACCAGCCGUGGUUUAGACUCUCCCUCUCUCUCUCUCUCUCUCUCUCUCUCACCAACCCGUCUUUAUAACCACCAACACCACCACGUUUCUCUUCUGAAUCCAAACCCACAUCUCUGCACAAUUCCAUGGACUCCAGAAGGUCUUCCUCCUUCAGGGAGGACGUAGACGAUGGUCUCGCCUCUCUCGCUGCCCCCGGAAUCUCUGAACCCCACCGCCAGCCGCGCCCCCUCCACCACCACCACCACCCCUUGGUGUCUCGGCCUCUCUACUACAGUAGUGUCUCGCAGAGAAGAGCCAGCCUCAAGAGCUUCUGUGUUGGGUCUGCGAGAUCUGGGAGGUUUCACUACGACAAUGGAUUCGAUGAACAGCCCGAGUCCCAUUUCUUAGAUUCUUGUUUUCUCUGCAAGAAGCCUCUCUCCCAUAACAAAGACAUCUUCAUGUACAGAGGCGACACUCCAUUCUGCAGCGAAGAGUGCAGGCAAGAGCAGAUAGAGAUGGAUGAAGCCAAAGAGAGGAAGUGGAGUCUCUCUUCGGGGUCAAUGAAAGCCAUAAGGAAAGAGCAGAAGAGAUCGAAAUCCACCUCUCCAAGCAAAGGCGAAGACUGUGCUUUCCGUACAAGCACAGUGGCAGCCGCUUAAUCCGCCAAGAGACCACCAAAGCAUGCAUCAUCCAUAGUUUCCACCCCAAGAAAAGAAAAGAAAAUAAAGAGAAAAUCUACUAGUAGAGGAGGAGGAGGAGGAGGACAGGAGAGAGAGGACCCUUUUUUAACUUGAACUCUUGUCUGUAAAUGUAAAUGGUUAUGUGAGACCUUAUAUAUUUUUACUGGGCUUGCUCUUUUCUCGGUGUCGGUGGUGUUUUGAAUUUGAAUUUGAUGUUUUCUCCUUUGGGAGGGAAUACUACCCUCUGAUCGAUCAUAGUAAAAGUCUGAUGUAAGAACGCUAAAUACCAACCUAAACUUUCAUACUCCUCCCUGUUAGUUUCUUGUAAACCGCCAUCUCUGCAGAUGUAAGAACGCUAAAUACAACCUAAACUUUAUUUCUUA
This is a messenger RNA of Diospyros lotus (date-plum), 1061 nucleotides long. Its product is annotated as FCS-Like Zinc finger 2-like. The record is from RefSeq and is a predicted model, not a curated record. Bases 145 to 657 code for a protein of 170 amino acids. NCBI's taxonomy places the organism in Eukaryota, Viridiplantae, Streptophyta, Magnoliopsida, Ericales, Ebenaceae. The transcript has 2 exons.